AUGUCUCCCGCGCAAACCAACGGCUCCCCCCUGAGCUUCGGCAAACGAUAUGCCGUCCUGAACCUGGAUUUCAUGAACAUCCUCUUCGACAUUGUCAAGGACACGCCCGAGGGAAGCCAGUUCGUGACCAAUUGCUCUCGUUGGGUCAAUGCAGUGCAUAAGCGCGAUCCUCGACCCCCGACCAUCUUUACGAGCCUGUACUUUACAAACCCUUCUCAGGCCGAGCUUCCGAGUGAAGCCCCUUUUACCAAGCUGGUCCAGGGGUUUGCUACCUUUGACGAGCAUAGUCCUUCUGUCAAGGUCCCUGAGUACCUAAGUAUCGAUGGUGAGGAUAUCAUCCUUCAGAAAGUACGAUGGUAUGGGGGCGCGGGCAAUGAUCUGGAAGAUAUCCUCAAGAAUAAUAACAUCGACACUGUCAUCAUUUCUGGCCUUAGUCUUUCGGGUGUCGUAAUGAGCACUGUCUAUCGACUGUUUGAUUUGGAUUACAACAUCUAUGUGAUUUCGGAUAACGUGUUGGAAUUGCCGGUAUCACAACAUGAGCAAUUCUCUUCUGUGCUUUUGGAUUCACUCAUGCCAAAAAUGAAUCUCAAGGUCAUUACACUCAAAGAAGCACUGCAGGCUCUAGAGCAUUCUUAA
Trichoderma virens Gv29-8 is the source of this 636-nucleotide messenger RNA. RefSeq lists its product as uncharacterized. Bases 1 to 636 code for a protein of 211 amino acids. Lineage: Eukaryota; Fungi; Ascomycota; Sordariomycetes; Hypocreales; Hypocreaceae. The record is from RefSeq and is a predicted model, not a curated record. The transcript is spliced from 2 exons.